Messenger RNA from Colletotrichum karsti, 1485 nucleotides. RefSeq lists its product as uncharacterized. NCBI's taxonomy places the organism in Eukaryota, Fungi, Ascomycota, Sordariomycetes, Glomerellales, Glomerellaceae. The record is from RefSeq and is a predicted model, not a curated record. The coding region runs from base 1 to 1485 and encodes 494 amino acids. The transcript has 5 exons. Gene Ontology annotation, molecular function: metalloexopeptidase activity. Gene Ontology annotation, biological process: proteolysis.
AUGAAGCUUCUAUUGACGGCCGGGGUCCUGUCCUGGAUCGGACUCGGCGCAUGCGCAGUCGAAGGUCGCCAAGCCAAGAAGCCUCUGGUCGACUCGGCCAGUUUCCAGGCCCAGAUCACCAGAGAAAACUUAGAAGCAAACCUGGUCCGACUGAACGACAUCGCAACAGCCAACGGUGGUAACCGCGCCUUCGGUUACCCCGGGUACGACGCCUCGGUGGAUUUCGUCUGGGACCGCAUCUCCAGUGUCGAAGGCGCCAAAGUCUGGAAACAGGACUUUUCCGCCGUCUUCAGCAGCGAGAUCAGAGCCAACCUCACCGUCAACAACGAGAGGCUCCAGGCCUACGGCUUGUCGCAGUCCCCUGCCACCCCGGCGGAGGGCAUUACUGCCGAGCUCGUCGCCGGGCCGGACGGCACGGCGGCCUGCGAUGCAGCUUCAUACGCUGGUCGCGACGUUGCUGGCAAGAUUGUGUUGGUGAGGGAGACGCUGUGCGAUGGCUUCCGCGACGGGUACCACGCCGGUGUCAUGAAGCCGGCUGCGGCCGCUGGUGCUAGUGCGGUGAUCGUGAUCUCGACGUUUGAGUUCAAUCUCACCGCGGGCACGCUUGGUCCAGCUGACGAUGGCACCUACGUCCCGACCGGCUUCGUGAACAAGUUCAUCGGGGAUCCGCUCUGGGAUCGUCUGAUUGCAGGAGAGGUCCCGACGGCUUCCUUCUGGGAGGAUGAGUUUGUCGACAGCCGGGUGACCCAGAAUGUCUUUGCUGAGACCGAAGGGGGAGAUCCCGAAAAUGUGAUUGUCCUUGGUGCUCACCUAGACAGCGUUGCUUGGGGCCCGGGAAUCAAUGACAACGGAUCUGGAUCAUCUUUACUACUAGAAUUGUUCCUAGCCCUCAGCAAGUACACCGUCAACAACAAGAUUCGCUUCGCAUGGUGGGGUGCCGAAGAAAGAGGGCUCAUCGGCUCACGUUACUACGUCAAUAACCUCCCUGCAUCCGAGGCAGACAGCAUCCUGGCGUACCUCAACUUCGACAUGGUGUCCAAGGGCUACUACGGCGUAUUCGACGGCGACGGAGCUUCGUACGGUGUGCCGGCGCCGGCCGGCUCGGAUGUCAUCCAGGAGUUGUUCACCGCCGAACUCAUCGCCAAGGGAUUGAGCGUCACAGCGGCCCGGUUCACCAACGGAAGUGACUACGCAUCGUUCUGGCAGGUUCUCAACAAACCGAUCGGAGGUCUUCACACCGGCACGGCAGACCCGUGUUACCAUCAAGCAUGCGACGAUAUCAAGAACCCGGACUUCGAGCAGCUUGCGAUAAAUGCGAAGGCAAGUUCCUGUUCCGCCACCGCCCAUGUCCUUUCGGCGCUCGCUGUGGACGGAACGAAUCUCAUCAAGAAGCUGGCGGGCCGAGAGCUCGUGUCGCGUAGCGGAAGGGAAAAGCGUGACAUUGCGCUCGUGGAAGAGUCGGAUGAAGAACAUCAUCACUGUUGA